Molecule: messenger RNA, 522 nt
Organism: Periophthalmus magnuspinnatus
Lineage: Eukaryota; Metazoa; Chordata; Actinopteri; Gobiiformes; Gobiidae
Product: phospholipase B1, membrane-associated
Exons: 8
Coding region: 1-522 (173 amino acids)
Biological process (GO): phospholipid metabolic process
Cellular component (GO): brush border membrane
Molecular function (GO): phosphatidylcholine lysophospholipase A1 activity; retinyl-palmitate esterase activity; A2-type glycerophospholipase activity
Source: RefSeq, a predicted model, not a curated record
AUGAUCCACAUAAUCCGUCUGUUUAACCCCGGGCUGGUGGGUGCGUCUCCGGGGAAGACGGUCCACGGGCUGCAGGCGCACAUCAGUGACACGGGCUUUAAUCUCGCCGUGACGGGACACAACACUUUUAACCUCCCCGGACAGACCAGGAACCUGAUCGACACGCUCCGAGGAUACGAGGGUUUGAACUUUGAGGAGGACUGGAAGCUCUUGACCAUUUUAAUGGGAAUGAACGACAUUUGUGAUUUCUGCAAAGACAAGACUCUCUUCUCUGUGGAUAACUUCAUCCAUUACAUGAGUGUUUCUCUGGAGAUGCUCAUGAACGAGGUUCCUCGUCUGAUCGUAAACGUGGUCCAGAUUCUGCCCAUGAGGAGCCUCAGGGAGGUCCAGAGGCCCAGCCCCGGCUGCCUGCUCCAGAGGUCGUUCUGCUCGUGCCUGGUGGAGCCCGUCUCUGGCUCUGCUGAGCUGAAGGAGCUGAUGGAAGUGAACCUGGAGUUUCAGUGGGGGGGUCUGAGGUUCUAA